UGGCCAGACCUGCCCUGUUCUUGAACCGGGUAGUUCAGCGCUCCGGCGAUUCUCAAUUGAUGACUGUCCGUCUCUUCGUACAUUGCACAAGAAGUAGACUGGCUAGUGUACGCUAGUUUGAGCCGUCCUCUAUUCCAAUAUCUUUCGGAACUGUUGUUGACAUUCAACAGUGAAGGGGACGUGUCCAAAAAGUUAACAUUUUGGAGUGAUCAUAAGGAGCGCCUUUACCCAAACGUGUAGGUCCUCGUUAAAGACUGUCCACCAGGGAUGUUCGACCUAACGAAGGAAUGGAACCUGUCAUUCGCCGGCUGCGGGUUCCUGGGGAUCUAUCACAUCGGAGUGGCCAGCUGCCUGUCGGAACAAGCGCCUUACCUUAUCAAAGGUGCCACCAAGAUCUACGGGGCUUCAGCUGGUUCCCUCUCUGCCUCGAUGCUCGCCAGCCAGGCAUCCAUAGCUAAGUGCUGUGAGGAUGUGAUCGAGACUGUCAUGGAGGCCAGGAAGCGUAACCUGGGCCCCCUCCACCCCUCCUUCAACCCGCUCAAGAUCAUCAGGUCGGGCCUGGAGCGCGACCUGCCCGCCAACGCUCACACACUCGCCUCCGGGAGGCUGUGUGUGUCACUCACUCGCGUGUCUGAUGGACAAAACGUCAUCGUGUCCGAGUUCAAGUCCAAGGAGGAGCUCAUCCAGGCGCUGCUGUGUAGCUGUUUCAUCCCCAUAUACUGUGGCCUGAUCCCCCCAUCCUUCCAAGGAGUGCGUUAUGUGGAUGGGGGGAUCAGUGACAACCUUCCUCAGUCAGAGCUGAAGAACACCAUCAGCAUCUCUCCGUUCUCAGGCGAAAGCGACAUCUGUCCCCGCGACACCUCCUUCAACUUCCACGAGCUUCGUUUCACCAACACCUCCAUCCGGUUGAACCUGAGCAACAUGUACCGCCUCAGCAAGGCCCUGUUCCCCCCAGAACCCAAGGUCAUGGCAGAGAUAUGUCAGAGUGGCUACAAGGACGCCCUUCGCUUUCUUGAGGAGAACCAUCUGCUAAAGCUGGAGUGUCCGACUGCCGGCCCCAACCUAUCAGAAGUCACCUGCUGCUGCGAGCCCAUCGCCAUGGAAACCACUAAGAACUGGAUGUUCUGGCGGCUCCGCCUCCUGAGGAAGCAACACUGGUGGUUGGAUGAGCAGAUUGUUGACAACCUGCCAACCCAAAUCAAGAAAGUGUUCUGUGAGGCGUGCCAACAGAAGCCUGGUCUGUAUGCUAAGGUGUCUGAGAUGCUGCUGGUCAGAGUGGCCUCCUACAUGCUCCUGCCCUGCACACUACCUGUGGUAUCAGCCUACUCAGUGGGCAAGAGGUUUGUGGAGUGGAUCCCAGAGGUGCCUGCAGACAUGCGUUGGCUAGCUGGGGUGGCUGGGGAUGUGGCUGGGAGUGUGUACAGACAGGCCUGGAGAGGAGCACCAGCAGACAUAACCAGUGAUGGUUCCCUGAGGAAUUGCAUGAGCCUGCCCCCACCCCUGGAAAGUGACGGACAAAGGGAGAGAGACUGUCCCCUCGCCGGGUUCGCUCGCUCUGCUCUCAACUUCCAAAGCCAAUACUGGAACAUCCCCACCGCCCCCUCUUCCCACUGCCCCACCAGCCCCCACUCGUCCAGCCCCUCCCCUCGACAGAUCUGCUUCAGUGUACAUUUUGGCACUCUUUUUUAGAUCCAUUCUAGUCUGUCACUUUGACUGAAAUAUCAUUAAAUCUUAGUCACAUUUUUGUGAUUUGAAUAAUGAUUUAGUCAUUGUUAAAAUGACGAAAAGAGAGCCGUUUUAGUCAACUAAAUGCCCUUUCAUUUUAGUUAUAUUUUAGUCCACAUCACAUUUGUAUUGCCUCAUUAGCCACAAACCACGUUUCCAUCCAGAGUUUUAUGGGAGUAGUCAUAUCAAAGAUUUGUAUAACUAACCCAAGAUGGACCAUAACUACUGAGAUGGUAGGCUAUUCAAGAAAUAAAUGGUUAUAUCCAACAUGUCCAAGCAGGACUGCAUGAUUCCAGAUACAGUAUUUUGAUGUGCAACCGAAUCCAGCGAUUGUCAUGAAUUGUGAGUUGACGAUAGGGUAUUGUUGUUAUAUUUUACUGUUAAAAUAGGGAUGAAAUAGGGAUGAAUUUGCCUAAAUCUUUAUGUGCACUAAUAUCAUAGGCUAAAUUAUUUUGGGGUUUAUACACCACAUGAUACAGUGAAAACUCAAACACAUCAGCUAGAUCACUAACACUAAAUAUAAUACCCACUGCUAGUAGUCAUGUAUUAAUCUAAAAGUAAACGAAAUGUCUUCUUUUUUUCUUUUCUUUUUGUUGUAGCACUGCUAACCUAUACACAUACAAUGGGUCAAUGCUUGCGCAUUUCGUGGGCUUCGUAUCUGAAAGCCAUGUCUAAUAUUUUGAUUGUAAAAGAGUUGCUAUUGAGCUCAAUAUAAGAGAUGACAAAUAUAAAGUAAACCCACAGAAAGCUGAGAACAACAUUUGCUUCUAAAUCAAGAAGCAUUUUUUCUCACUCCCAGAGUGCACAUCGUGGCUUGCACAUCACAGCAGCAGGCUCCAGCGGAACAGGUCAAGGGGCUUGGCAGACACUUCCAUUACAGAAAUCAUGAGGAUAAUGCACUUUACUGUUUGACCAAAUCAACGGUUUUAGCCACUCAAAAAAUAGGACGUUUUUAAACUUUGGAGUGAGGUGACCAUGUAAUGAAUGUUCAGCUCGCACGCCACCAAUUACAGAUUUAAGUCGCACACCAAGUCAAAGGGUUGCAGUCUAGAGCCUUGACCCUUGAAAUACUGUAGCUAUAUUGUAAUCAAAGUUGUGUCAUAAGUAGUGGUCUGAUACUGUAGGUUGCAGCAAACUACAAGCUAGAAUUAUCAAUCGGUUAUUAGCCUAUCUGAGCGUCAGAGGAGACUGGUGGCGGGAGGAGCUAUAGGAGCACGGGCCUUUUUGUCAUGUCUGGAAUGGAGUUAAUGGGACAUAUCAAACACAUGGAAACCACAUGUGCCAGCUCAAGUUCCCUCCCACGGGGCCUAUGUAUAGGAACUGAAAGGUGGUUUAGGAUGGGCAAGUUGGUCAUGUGAUCGAAUAGCUUUGGAAUCCAGAACUGUUGCUAUAGACACACUAAUGACUCAAUCAUGUCUUUUGAUCACUCCACCAAUCAUAUUUUAUUCUAUUGUACACAUUGGGAAACAAUUUACCAGCUCACCACCAAAGACCUCUGCAAGUGAAUUUUUUGGGGGGGAUUUACACAUUUUAUAAAUCACUUUGUCUAGUUUUACCAGAUAACGUGUUGUCACUACCUAAGUACAGUACCUACCUACCUGUGUUCAGUCAAAUGUAGCAUUCAUUCCUCAUUCCAGACGGACUGUUGAUAUGACUUGACGUUGACUUCUUAAAUAUGACCUCUGCUGUGUUAUUUAUUUUGUAUUAGACAGGACCCUUGCACUAAACUAUGAACUACUGUGAUGAGCUGUGAUGUCAAGACAUUUGAAAUCACAAUAUUCUUGAAAGUUCCCUUCAGAACUUCUCUUAAUGUUGACAUUUACUUUUGCACAAUAACUUUAGGUGCAUAGGAUUCACAAUUUUAAUGGCAUAAUCAAAUGUCAAAUUUAAGUUAUCACACUGCCCCAUUUAUAGUAGGCUACAUACUGUACUUAUUUUUGUAACGUGUGUAACACUGUGAAAACCUCUGCCUACUUGUCAUUGGAUGGCAGGUAGCCUAGUGGUUAGAGCAUUGGACCAAUAAAGGAAAGGUUGCUGGUUGAAAUACCUGAACCAACAAAGUGAAAAACCUGUUGAUGUGCCCUUGAGCAAGGCACUUAAUCCUAAUUUGUUCUAGAGGUGCCAUACUACUAUGGCUAACCAUGUAAAACAACACAUUUCACUGCACCUAUAUGGUGUAUGUGACAAUAAAACAUUUUUUAAAUAUACUUUGUUGUUAUUUAAUUAAGGCCCUUAUCUUAAUAACAUAAAACACAAUGGUUUUUAUGAUGUGACCUGUGUUUAAAUAUACUGGAACUAUUAAAAUCCUAUUGUGGAUUCUAAAAUCCUCAUUAUGGAAACUGUAUAAUAAGUAGGGGAGAGUGGGAUAAGUUGAGCCAAAGAGGUAAAUUGAUCUUUGUUUAUACACAAAAUUAAUAAUUUGACAAAAUAUUUCAGUAGAGGCCACCAUUUCAUGGAGUCUGAAGGAAGUAACCACAUGG
Messenger RNA from Salvelinus fontinalis (brook trout), 4205 nucleotides. Its product is annotated as patatin-like phospholipase domain-containing protein 2. Lineage: Eukaryota; Metazoa; Chordata; Actinopteri; Salmoniformes; Salmonidae. The coding region runs from base 268 to 1689 and encodes 473 amino acids. Gene Ontology annotation, molecular function: triacylglycerol lipase activity. Gene Ontology annotation, biological process: lipid homeostasis; positive regulation of triglyceride catabolic process; triglyceride catabolic process. The transcript is spliced from 9 exons. The record is from RefSeq and is a predicted model, not a curated record. Gene Ontology annotation, cellular component: membrane; cytoplasm; lipid droplet.